Stylonychia lemnae is the source of this 1152-nucleotide messenger RNA. The record is from the annotation of a GenBank genome assembly. NCBI's taxonomy places the organism in Eukaryota, Ciliophora, Spirotrichea, Sporadotrichida, Oxytrichidae.
AUGCAAAUUCUAGGCAAAUAAAGGUACUUUAAGCGCUAUGAGUAUGCUAGAAGAAGAUGUGACUUAAUUGAGAUCUUAAACAUAAGAAAAUAUGUACAUGCUUUUUGCCAAAACGUUAGAUAUUUCCAUUCUGGUUAAAUAUAUGAAUUUAGAGAGUAAAUUAAGAAGAUGAUGUAGUGUUUGAUGAAAGUUUAUGCGAAAGAAUUAAAGUCCAUUAAACAAUCUAAUUCAUUCAGAUAACUCUAUACUUCAACUAGGUUGUUUUCAAAUCAAAUCUCUUAGAAUGGAGCUACAAUUGAGACAAAUGAACUUGCAGAAUUGAUGAAGCCUGAUCAUCCAGAAAAUGAAAGACUUGUAAUAUUUAAUGGAACUUUGAUAAGAAGAGAUUAUGUCCCUAAGGAAGACCAUGCAAAGGAAAGAAUCCCAGGAUCAUUAUGGUUUGACUUCAAAACAUUCUGUGAGUAGAAUACUACACUUUCUUAUAUGAUGCCUACUGAUGAAUACUUUUCUGGAAUCAUGAAGAGCAUGGAUGUUAGAAAGAGUGAUUUGAUUGUAGUCUACGAUAAAUACAGAAUGAUUUCAGCACCAAGAGCAUUCUGGAUGCUCAAGACAUUUGGAGUUAAGGAUGUAUUUUUGUUGAAUGGAACGUUCGCUAAAUGGCAAAGAGAGGGCAGACCUAUCGAGAAGGGUGACUCUGAAUCUGCAUGGAAAAAAAUUCAUACAAUAGCUGCUAAGCCUGAUGAUUAUAACUACAAAAAGGAUAUCACAAAAAUCAGAAAAUUUGAGGAAAUAGAUAGUAUAGUGUCAGAAAAUAUGCAAAAGCCUGAGGAAUUAUAGCAACCUUUACUUGACUCAAGAGUUCACAAGUAUUACCUGAGAGGGCAUAUUCCAACCUCUCGCAGUUUGGCUCUUGAUGAAGUUAUGGAUAAAGAUUUUUGCUAUUUAAAGAAAGAUGAUAUGGUCAAAAUUAUUUAAAGCAAGGGUAUCAAGGACCCAAGCAAGGACAAAAUAAUUCUUACAUGUCAGAGAGGAAUUACAGCUUGCAUAGUUGAUGCAGCUUUUAAAAGUAUUGGGAAUGAAAAUACAUCUGUUUAUGAUGGUUCAUUUGAGGAAUAUGCUAAAAUUAAAGGUAUUGAGGUGCAUAAAGAAUGA